GCAUGGUCACACAAUGUGACAGUCGCGAUGGCAGGGAACCGGAGGCAGCAGCGCUUCGCGGAACCCCAUCUCCAACUUCAAUUCGCUUCGAAAAUCUAGCUUUUCUGGCUGCGCGAGACCGGCCUCGAAUCCACGCGUGAAGAAGGCUUUGCUUGAGAUAAGUUGGCUGGCUGGCGGCUUUCAGAGGAGUUCGGCUGGAAAUCGUGAAGGAUGGGUGACUGGAGCUUUCUGGGGCGGCUGUUGGAGAAUGCUCAAGAACACUCGACGGUGAUCGGCAAGGUGUGGCUGACGGUCCUCUUCAUCUUCAGGAUCCUGAUCCUGGGGGCGGCGGCUGAGGAUGUGUGGGGCGACGAGCAGUCCGACUUCACCUGCAACACCCAGCAGCCCGGGUGCGAGAACGUCUGCUACGACGAGGCCUUCCCCAUCUCCCACAUCCGCUUCUGGGUGCUGCAGAUCAUCUUCGUCUCCACGCCCACCCUCAUCUACCUGGGCCACGUGCUGCACAUCGUCCGCAUGGAGGAGAAGCGCAAGGAGAAGGAGGAGGAGCUGCGCAAGAUCCGGCUGCAGGAGGAAAAGGAGCUCCUCUUUAAGAACGGGGGAGGGGGCGGGGCGAAUGCUGGUGGAGGCGGGAGAGGGGGCGGCGGCAAAAAGGAGAAGCCACCGAUCAGAGACGAGCACGGGAAGAUCCGCAUCAGGGGUGCCCUGCUGCGCACCUACGUGUUCAACAUCAUUUUUAAGACACUGUUCGAGGUGGGGUUCAUCCUGGGCCAGUACUUCCUCUACGGCUUCCAGCUGCGGCCACUGUACAAGUGCGCCCGCUGGCCCUGCCCCAACACGGUGGACUGCUUCAUCUCCAGGCCCACGGAGAAAACAAUCUUCAUCAUAUUUAUGCUUGUGGUGGCUUGCGUGUCCCUUUUGCUGAAUUUGUUAGAGAUCUAUCACCUGGGAUGGAAGAAGGUCAAGCAGGGCAUGACCAAUGAGGCUUCACCCGAGCAUGAGUCGCUGCCCUGUGCUGACCCGGAGUCUGAGCCCGGCCCCGCUACCCCAAUCCCUGCCCCGAGAACUGUUGCCCCCGUCCUCUGCUACCCGCCGAACUACACAGAGGUGACUGCGGCAGGGGGCGGGGCGUACCCAUUACCAGCGGGGCCCGCGGCCGAGUUCAAAAUGGAGGACCCGCGGGAGCUGAUCUCCUCCUUCUACACCAGCAACAACAACAACCACCAGCAGCAGCAGCACCAGCGGCGGGCCUUGGAGCAGAACUGGGCCAACCAGGCCACCGAGCGGCUGCAGACUCUGGAGAGGAAGCCCGAGUCCCCCUGCCCCUCCAAAAGCCCUUCCUCCCCCUCGUCCCCCUCCCCGACUUCCUCUCCUAUCUCUGAUGGCAGUAUCCAUGGCGACCAGCCACAGGAGCAGCCGCCGCCCCUGGACGACGGCGAGCAGUUACCGCCAGACAAGGGUCGCGUCACCACCAUGGUGGAGAUGCAUGAGGCGCCCCUGGUUGCCAUGGAUACCCGGCGGCUGAGUCGGGCCAGCAAGACCAGCAGCGUCAGGGUCAGACCUAAUGACCUGGCUGUCUAGACCCCCCUCCCCACCCCACCUACCCCCCCCCCCCACCCCACCGCCCACCCGCCAUCUCCCUGUUUAUAUAUGUUCGUACAUAUAAAAAUAUAUUAACAAAUUGAGGAAUGAAAUACCAGCAGUGGUGUGAGACAGGGCACUGGACCUGGGAUACUCUUGGUAUAGAUCUGUAAACAGCGAGACCUGACCCGCAGUGCAAUCGGUGAGUUGUAGCGUACCCUGGACAGGUUUGUUACUCUUUAAAUGCGAGUGUAUUUCCUGUAGGCAUUGCUGUGGUUGGGGGGUGGAGAGGGGAGGGGUCUGAGAGGGAUGCAGACCAUACAGAUAAAAUGCUAGAUGGAUUGACAUGGUGGCUGCAGCAGCUGCAUUCAUUCCAGCUAAUUUUGUGUGUGUGUGUGUGUGUGUGUGUGUGUGUGUUCUUGGCAUGCAAGGAAAUUCUAGAGAUGUACGUGUUACUCAUUUAUUUAUUUAUUUUUGUUUAGUUUUUCUUUUGUGUAAUUGAUACUAGAACUCUAGGUUUUUUCCAGUUUCAGUUUCUUUGGCCCAUCUGAGUAGGUCCUGUCUGUUAAUGUUCAGUUGAUGUUUUUGGAAAUGGGGGCGCUAGCAGUGCAAAGAGCUAAAUGAGCAGGAGGAAGAGGUUGUGAUGUCCCGAUGACUCUCCUGUAGUGCAGGCUGUUUUUAGACCAAGCAGAGUAGUUGCUUAGUGUUGAGGUGGUAUGAGGCUCUGCAUAGGUGCUGUUGCUGAUGUUUUCUAUCAGUUCAUUUAUUUUUUAUGGGAAAGAACUCAUGCUGCCUUGGCAGUUUCAUCAGGGGUUAAUUGUCUUGAAAAAUAGGGUGUCAUCAUAUGUGAUCUGUAAGAAUAGCUUGUAAAUAGUUGUAUAAAUAUACACAGAAUAUAAAUAUAUUAUUUUAAUUAAAUGACCCCAAAUGAUGGUGGUGUUUGCAGUGCCCUUGAGAAUACAUGUUCUACUUGUAACAUAAUACUGCAGCAUUGAAAGACUAGAGACUAGUGUAGGCACCACUGGCUUUAGACUAGCCAGUACUGUUUCAUAUAAGGAAAUACCUUUUUUGUCUGUUAUUGAAAUAAUUAGGAAUGUUAAUUUUAUUUGUUUAUUUAUUCCUGCCAAUGAAUACAAAUCAUUUAGCAUUAUAUGCAGUUAUCUACACUGCAUCUUAAUUUGAAUCUUUUUUUCACAUUCUGAAAAUAGAUUAGAUACCAACGUAUGGAAAGGCCCCUUCAAUGUUUUUUUUCCCCAAAUGUAGUUGAAAUCUGUCAAUGUGAAACUACAACUCACUGAUUCACCAACAGGUCUGCAAGUUCAUUCUCUGUCUUGGUUUUACCCACUGUCAAUCAGUUACCAGACCCUUUUAACCAGAAGCAUCAGCCAAUUACUAUGCAAUUCAUAGAAUCUUCACCCAAUCACUGGUCUCUUCAUAGAACUAGCAACCAAUCACUAAACCUUUCACAGAACUGCAAACCAAUCACUAAUCCCUUCACAAACCCUUCAGCUAAUCAGUAACUCAUUCACAAAAUUGACUAAAAAUAUCAUGGGGUCAGAGAGAUUAGGUGCUAAAUCAAUCUGUAGAUAGAAUAGGAUCAUUCACAUAAUAAAAACAUGUUAGAAAAUGACAUAUUUGGCUUUAAUAUCAAGAAUUAUGAACAUAUAUAAAGGAAAGGAGUGGUUCUCCAGCUAGAAACAAUCCAUGGAAACGCGCACACAUGCACAUUCACAUACGCACACAUACAGUCUUAUCUAUGGGACCUCUGGAAAUAAAACAUGCAAGAAGACUGUGGGUGGAACACAAGGGAUGAAUGAGCUUCUGACAUGUCCUGCUGUUCACCGUGUUUAUGUGCAGACAUUUCAGGUCCUCUUCUGCGCCACAGGUUGGAGCUCUGUGCCAGACCAGGCACUGCCAUUCCAGGCCCUGCUGUGACUUUUAUUCUUUUGAGAAGAAAAAAAAAAACUCAAUCCAACCAAAGAGUGGAGGAUGAAGAGGAGAAUUAUGCAAAUAUACUCUUUUAAAAAAGCAAAUGCAACUGCAAAGAAUUUGGGAGAAGAGUGAUUUGAGAUGAUCAAGCGGUAGUCACCAGCAAUUGAAUGAAGAAUAUUAUUUUGUGCAGACAAUGGAUGCUGUUUUCUUUUACCCAUGACUGCCCAAUCUUUUGUCUGCCAUAGAGACAUGCCUUCACAAAAACUGACCAUCACUGUGUCUGUAAAAAAUAAUUCUAUGUGAUGGGACCCCCAUGCCCCCAAUACCCUCUGAACUCAAAAAUUUUACAGUAAAACAUCAGUUCAGUUAGCUCCGUAUAUAAAGCCACAUAUUUUUAUGUUUUCGUGAUUUAUUCUAGUCAGCAAACUCAUUAUUUUAAAACUAUGAUUUGACUGUAAAGACUGUAAAGAGUUUUUAUCAUUAUUAUUAAAUGAAGACUUUAUUGCCAUCAUAAAUACAGUAGUACAUUGUGGACUGUGGAGAAUAUUUUGUGCACAGUUCCAUAUAUGACACCUUAAAAUCUUUUUCAGUUUUAUUAAUUUUUUAAAAGUUAUAUUAAAAAUAAUGAAGAAAAUAAAAAGGGGCAAUUUGCUUAACUGUAGUCAGUAAUAAAAUGACUGGCUGACUUUUUUUUGUUGAUGUUGCCUUGACGACUGAAUGUGGUACAAAAUGAACAGAUGAAGGCAAGAGCCCCUAGUGUAUUAAGGACAACCCUGGAGUCAAGGCCCCUUCUUCUCCCUGUUCCUCUGUGUUUAAACUUAUAUUCAUAUUAUUUAAUAAUUCACUCCCAAAGUAUUACUAUAAUGAGCAAAUAUAUGUCUUCCAUCUUAAAGAUGUGAAAUGUAAUGCCUAUUUUAUAAGGUAUCUGACAUUUCAGGGAGGUCGGAAUAAACUAUGAAUAAUACAGAAUAUUGCACAUACACAAGGCAAAACUGUUCAAGAUACUUUCAGUUAGAUGGGAACCUUUGUAAAACUUUGUUCAAGAUGGUAUCACAUUUGCAAAAAAAGAAAAAGGUCACUUUCCCAGAUGUAUAUGUUACUUUUAUUUUCACAUAUGUUAAUGUAUACAAAAAUUACCAAACAUGCGUGUUCUUGUCAUUUUGCUUCUUAAAGUUUACAGUUUAGUAGAUCAAGACUUGCACAUAAAAAAACCAAAAACAAAUCUAUCUUGGUAGGGAGAGAACGGUAGAACCAGACUCUGUCAGUGUUUUUAAAUAUUGAAAUACUAAAAUGUCUUAACAGUGAACACAGCAGCUCUUAAUAUUAAAUACAGUAUUAUGAAAUAAAAAAUAGCAUCAAAUGUGAUUUUAAGAAAUGACUUGUAGAAUACAAUAUUUUAAUUAGCUUAUUUGUUGAGUUUAGGACUCUUUCUCUUUGUCUGAAACAAUUGUCGAAACUUUGUACAUUUAAAAGAACCAUAAAACCAAAAAUAUUUUUAAAAUAAAGGCACUUUCAGCCUCUUACAUCACCGUCUGUAGUGCCAUGACAUCAUAAUCAGGUUGCUGCUAAUGUUAAUGUUGAAAGAAUGUUAUGUACUUGCUUUGGUAAUAAGCCCCACCCAACCACACCCUAAUUAGCAGCACAGUAUUAAACAUUGAUUUCUUGAAUCCCAGGGUCUGAUGUCAAAGCCCCUCCCACACAAACACGCACAGUCACUUGUGCCACUCCUGCAAGAGCACUACCCCAGGGGUGGCUUGUAGGAACCCACCCAAAGGAAAGAAAGUUGCGUUGUGGCCUUGCUGAGAUCUCUGGGGGCAGUCAGGGUGUAGAUCCCCUUUCGACAUGCUCAGCACGCUGCUUGUUCCAGUGCUGUCUUAAGAGACGUGCCUUCCGUAUAAAUAAAAUUUAGAUUUUGUAAGGACAAGUUGAUGUAAAUGUUAAUUUACCUCAAAUGUUUACAAAACUGUGACUAAAUAAACUUUUUGUAUCAUAA
Messenger RNA from Anguilla rostrata (American eel), 5503 nucleotides. Its product is annotated as gap junction alpha-3 protein-like. Bases 211 to 1578 code for a protein of 455 amino acids. Gene Ontology annotation, biological process: cell-cell signaling. Lineage: Eukaryota; Metazoa; Chordata; Actinopteri; Anguilliformes; Anguillidae. Gene Ontology annotation, cellular component: connexin complex. The record is from RefSeq and is a predicted model, not a curated record. Gene Ontology annotation, molecular function: gap junction channel activity. The transcript has 2 exons.